Alligator sinensis (Chinese alligator) is the source of this 2831-nucleotide messenger RNA. RefSeq names its product SWI/SNF related, matrix associated, actin dependent regulator of chromatin subfamily c member 2 (gene SMARCC2). The transcript is spliced from 23 exons. Lineage: Eukaryota; Metazoa; Chordata; Crocodylia; Alligatoridae. The record is from RefSeq and is a predicted model, not a curated record. Gene Ontology annotation, biological process: positive regulation of DNA-templated transcription. The annotation marks the transcript as partial. Gene Ontology annotation, molecular function: nucleosomal DNA binding; histone binding. Gene Ontology annotation, cellular component: npBAF complex; SWI/SNF complex; nBAF complex.
GGUUUUGCGCGGCCCCCCGGCAGGGGCGCUGCGCGGGUCUUGCGCGGGCCGGGAAGAUGGCGGUGCGGAAGAAGGACGGCGGCCCCAACGUCAAGUACUUCGAGGCCGCGGACACGGUGGCGCAGUUCGACAACGUGCGGCUCUGGCUGGGCAAGAACUACAAGAAGUACAUCCAGGCCGAGCCGCCCACCAACAAGUCCCUGUCCAGCCUGGUGGUGCAGCUGCUGCAGUUCCAGGAGGAGGUGUUUGGCAAGCACGUCAGCAACGCGCCGCUCACCAAGCUGCCCAUAAAGUGCUUCUUGGACUUCAAGGCAGGCGGUGCCCUGUGCCACAUCCUUGCUGCCGCCUACAAAUUCAAGAGCGACCAAGGAUGUGGCCACAGACACUCAGCCCCCCCACUCCCCAUCUGCCCCCCCAGCUACGACACCUGGAUCCCGGCCAGCGAGAUUGAAGCCUCCGUGGAAGACGCGCCCACCCCAGAGAAGCCCCGGAAGGUCCACGCCAAGUGGAUCCUGGACACCGACACCUUCAACGAGUGGAUGAACGAAGAGGAUUACGAGGUGAGCGACGAGAAGAGCCCCGUGGUGCGGCGCAAGAGGAUCUCUGCCAAGACCCUCACCGACGAGGUACCAGCUUCGCCCGGGCGGGUGAACAGCCCCGAUUCAGACCGGCGGGACAAGAAAGGUGGCAACUACAAGAAGCGGAAACGCUCGCCCUCACCCUCACCUACCCCUGAGGCCAAGAAGAAGAACGCCAAAAAAGGCCCCUCGACUCCCUACACCAAGUCGAAGCGCGGGCACCGGGAGGAGGAGCAGGAGGAUCUGACCAAGGACAUGGAUGAGCCAUCGCCUGUGCCCAACGUGGAGGAGGUCACGCUGCCCAAGACAGUGAACACCAAGAAGGACUCAGAGUCAGCGCCAGUCAAGGGGGGCACCAUGACGGACCUUGAUGAGCAGGAAGACGAGAGCAUGGAGACUGCAGGCAAGGACGAGGAAGAGAGCGGCGCAGGGAACAAGGGCGACCAGGCCAAGAACCCCGAGCUGCACGAGGACAACGUGACGGAGCAGACGCACCACAUCAUCAUCCCCAGCUACGCUGCCUGGUUCGACUACAACAGCGUCCACGCCAUCGAGCGCCGCGCCCUGCCUGAGUUCUUCAACGGCAAGAACAAAUCCAAGACCCCAGAGAUAUACCUGGCCUACCGCAACUUCAUGAUCGACACAUACCGGCUCAACCCGCAGGAGUACCUCACCUCCACCGCCUGCCGCCGCAACCUGGCUGGCGACGUCUGCGCCAUCAUGCGAGUCCACGCCUUCCUGGAGCAGUGGGGCCUCAUCAACUACCAGGUGGAUGCCGAGAGCCGCCCCACGCCCAUGGGCCCCCCACCGACCUCCCACUUCCACGUCCUGGCUGACACCCCCUCAGGGCUGGUGCCGCUGCAGCCCAAGACCCCCCAGGGCCGCCAGACUGAUGGUGACGUGAAGACGGGGCGCAAAGGCAAGGAAAUCGAGGACCUGGUCACGGAGACGGUGAAGGGGAAACCGGAGCUGCAAACCACGGCCUCGCAGCAGCUGCUGAGCUUCCCCGAAAAGGGCAAGGAGAAGCCGGCCGACAUGCAGAACUUCGGGCUGCGCACAGACAUGUAUACCAAGAAGAACAUCCCCUCCAAGAGCAAGGCUGCGGCCAGCGCCACGCGGGAAUGGACAGAGCAGGAGACAUUGCUGCUGCUGGAGGCGCUGGAGAUGUACAAGGACGACUGGAACAAGGUGUCGGAGCACGUGGGCAGCCGGACGCAGGACGAGUGCAUCCUGCAUUUCCUGCGCCUGCCCAUCGAGGACCCCUACCUGGAGGACUCGGAGGCCUCGCUCGGGCCUCUGGCCUACCAGCCCAUCCCCUUCAGUCAGUCGGGCAACCCCGUCAUGAGCACCGUGGCCUUCCUGGCUUCUGUGGUCGACCCCCGCGUGGCCUCCGCCGCCGCCAAGUCAGCUCUGGAGGAGUUCUCGCGGAUGAAGGAGGAGGUGCCCACAGCGCUGGUGGAAGCCCACGUGCGCAAGGUGGAGGAGGCCGCCAAGGUGACGGGCAAGGCCGACCCGGCCUUCGGCCUGGAGAGCAGUGGGAUCGCAGGCACCGCGGCCGACGAGCCUGAGCGCGUGGAGGAGAGCAGCGGUGAUGAGGCCCGGGGAGAGGCGCAGGCGGUGGAGGACAAGAAAGAUAUGAAGGAUCCUCGGGACGGCGGCGUGGAUGAGGAGCUGAAAGAGAAGCUGAGUGAGGCACCCAAGAAGGAGGAGGACAAGGGCAAGGAGGGUGAUGGCGAGAAGGAUGUGGAGAAGGGUGACGGAGACAGCUUGGCUGAUGUGGAGAAGGACAAGGAGCCCAAGGAGGGCCUGGAUGAGGGGCCCAAGGAGCUGGGUGAGGCCGAGGGCGAGAGGAAGACCAAGGUGGAGCGCGACAUUGGGGAGGGCAACCUGUCCACUGCUGCUCACCUGGCAGCAGUGGAGGAGCGUAAGAUCAAGUCUCUGGUGGCACUGCUGGUGGAGACACAGAUGAAGAAGCUGGAGAUCAAGCUGCGGCACUUUGAGGAGCUUGAGACCAUCAUGGACCGGGAGCGUGAGGCGCUGGAGUACCAGCGCCAGCAGCUGCUGGCAGACCGGCAAGCCUUCCACAUGGAGCAGCUGAAGUACGCAGAGAUGCGGGCACGCCAGCAGCACUUCCAGCAGCUGCACCAGCAGCCCCCUGCGCCACCCCCGGCCCUGGCCCCCGGCGCCCCUGCCCUGCCUGCACCCGGCGCCCCCCUGGCACCCGCCACCCACGCCAUGACCAGCGCCCCAGCC